Molecule: messenger RNA, 1527 nt
Organism: Musa acuminata AAA Group (dessert banana)
Lineage: Eukaryota; Viridiplantae; Streptophyta; Magnoliopsida; Zingiberales; Musaceae
Product: protein RESPONSE TO LOW SULFUR 4-like
Exons: 4
Coding region: 112-486 (124 amino acids)
Biological process (GO): cellular oxidant detoxification
Source: RefSeq, a predicted model, not a curated record
CUGUUCCGUUGCCCAACGAAAUCGGUCCUCAUUUUGAUCGACGGCCAAAUUGGGGUUCCCAGUUUCUCGUCCCAUCUCCUUCUGUCAUCACAGGCAAGAGAACCCGGUGGGAUGGCUCCUGCAAUUGCGGUACACACCGAAGGCGCCGGAAGGCAAGGCCUAGGUCUGAGGAAGGCGGCGCCUGCGUCGGAGGUGGAGGAGCUGAGGCGGCGGAACGCGGAGCUGGAGCGGGAGGUGAGGGAGCGGCGGGCGAGGGAGGAGGAUGUGCGGGCGGAGUUGGAGCGGACGAGGGCGCGGCUGCGGGUGGCGGAGGAGGCAGAGGAGAGCCUGUGCGCGCAGCUGGGAGAGCUGGAGGCGGAGGCCGUCACCGACGCCCGUGCCUGCAACCUCCGCAUCAAGGAGCUCUCCGACCAGCUCGAGCUCGCACGCCGCGCCAUCCUCACCCGAUCCUCUUCCUCUCUUUCCUCGUUCUCCGAUGGAUCGUGAUCCCGCUGUUUUGACGAGGAAAGGAGAGAACCCGAAAGAUUGUUCUAUUUGUCGCCCCCUCCGCAUGACAUAAUGACGCGAGGCUUUCUUCCUUGGUUAUGGAGACACUGAAUCAACCAUUAUAGGAUCAAGCAGAUCAUGGAAGUCCAUGGAGAUGGAAAUCCAAUCCUUACUUGAGAAGCUACUGGAUGUUAAUGAUGUCAUGAGCCGUUGUGCUGCAUCGGCAGACCUACGACUUCACUAAACCAAAAACUACCAAGUACAGAGACAUGCUACACCGAAUCACACAGGAAUUUAAAAGAACUAAAGGGAACUUGGACUCCACAAGUGAGCAUGCUGAACUUCUUGACUCAGUGGUUAUAUCAGUGAAUCCAAGAUGAGCAAUGGUCAAAAUUCUAUAUGACCUAUGCUUUUGUAAUCAGUUGCUUUGUACAGACAUCAGGGACUAUGUCACCCAGGGUAAAUUUGCUACGAGAGAGAGCAGCAAUUCAAGGAAGCAUAAGUCAUAUUGAUGGGGUGAUUGGUCAAAGCACAAUUGACAAUAUCAGUUUUGGGAUCACAAGGGAUUUUACUCGGCGAUGCUCAAGGAAAAGUGAACCAGCUUGGUGACAAAUUUCCUGCGAUACGAGGCCUUAUAUGUGUCCAAGCGGCCUCCUGUCUUGAGAUUCUUGCUGUCAUCUUCAUGUAUGUUUGUUAUACUGGUUGCCUAAUUCUUUGGUGCUUGCAGGUGCCAUGGAAGCGUUCAAAAGAUACCAUUAUCCUCUCUGCAGUCAUUGCAGGCUGCACUCUCUUCCCAAUUGUUUCCUGGCUAUCAAAAUGUUGGCUACAGAUGUUGAUCAGAGUUGCAAAGUGGACCAAUACAUAUGACAUGGCAUACCCUAAUUUUGUGUGUUGAUAUUAAAACAGUAGCAGUCUCGAUUAUUUGCAUCUGUUUCAGAACUCUGUCAGCAACCCAUUGUACGGUGCUGGAAGUAGUUUGCAAUGUGAGUUAAAAGGUAAAACAGAGAAGUAUAUUAGCAGUCAACCAGUUUUGUUCUUCGA